Molecule: messenger RNA, 1387 nt
Organism: Setaria italica (foxtail millet)
Lineage: Eukaryota; Viridiplantae; Streptophyta; Magnoliopsida; Poales; Poaceae
Exons: 6
Coding region: 342-1088 (248 amino acids)
Source: RefSeq, a predicted model, not a curated record
GACCGUUGCGCGAAAAGCUCCCUUUCCUUUCCCCCCCUUUCUCGCAUCGCAGCGCCGGCAAAAAGCUUCCAUCCCCCAAUUCCUCCCCCAGUCGGCCAGUCCCAGCAACGCAACUAGAAGCUCUUCCUCCUCCCACGCAACUGCCGACGCCUCCUACCGAAGCGCGCCGCGGGCCGCCGCGAGAUCUUCCUUUCCUCUCCUCGGCCUUGUCCUUCUCCUUGCUGCGGGGCCGGAGCGGACGUCGACCGGACCGGUUGAUUUCUCCUGUGCUGUUUCCGUUUAUCAAACAAUUGAACUUCAGUCAGGCAAUCAAGGUAGAAAAGGAAGCUUUCUGCUCAGUCAUGGCUUUCACAACUCCAGCAGCAGUUCUUCUUGAUGAGAACAUGCAUAUACAUGGAGGCAAGAGGGCUGAUGCACCAAGGGCCAAACCACUGAAGCCAUCAGAGAAGAAGCCUGGGCUUCAAGAGCGGAAGGCUCUUCAGGAUGUGUCCAACUUUGCCAAAGGCACUGCUUUGAAGGACAGGUCCGUGAAAGAGAGGUCCCAACAGCGGAAGGCUCUUCAGAAUGUGACCAACACAAUUCAAAGCAAGGAAAGGCCCACCUUGAAAGAACAGAGGUCCACCGUGAAAGAAAGGUCUGAUUUGGGCAAACAUGAAGUGGUUAACCCAUUGAACAUAUUAACUGAUGAAGAGAUCAAAAAGUGUCAUGAAUGGGCUAAGGAUGGGGCGGAGGGCGCUCACUUCCAUGAUUAUCAGAAGUCAGAUAAGGAUCUGCAAGACAAACGCGUCAAGAAGAAAGUGGCGAAGGUACUCUCAGCCUUGGAUGGUUGGUCAAAUGUGGUAUAUGAUCGUGUGAUGUUUCCAGCUGCGGAGGUUGAGAAGUUCUUCGAAGAAGAGAAAGGGCUGGAGCUGGAACCAGAGAUUCUCCCAGACAUCAGUUGGGGUCUCUCUCACUCAGGUGAUAAAGCAAAGCUGGCUGAAUAUUCUUUUACUGAUGAUGAGCUUGACCAGUACCCAUCUCUGGACAACAAUCCGGUUACGUUUGAGCUGAGAGACGAGCCGGAGAUCCCGCAGCUGGGAGUAUACUGAAGAGCUGCCCACUGAGACGGAAAACUCUGCUUCUGUUGGUUCUGUUGCGGCUCCGCCUGCUCUGGAGCAGUCCGUGUAGUGUCUGGAAUGCUAGUAGACCUGAUUAUCUUCCUCAGCUAUGUUUCUGGUGGAUGAGUGAUGUAGGAUUCGCAGUUCAGUAGUGUGGUGGUACCUGUUGCAGCGGAAGCGACAGCGCUUCCCCGUUUCUGUUUGUUGUGCUUGCCGAAAGCCUGAAACACACCUCCUAGCCCUUGUGAUUGGUAAAAUCUGGAUGUAUUGGCAGUGUUUUCUGAUGACCA